AUGGAUGAAGUGGAGUACGACAUCACCAAGGCCCGGCAAAAGAAGACCAAGGUGGGCUCCUACCGGAUCAGGCCUGACGGGACGCAGGAGAGGAGAAAGGUCCCCCUGGUCCAGUCUGAGGCAUUCCUCAUCGACCUUCUGGAUAAAGUGUGCGAGCGAAUGAAUGAUUACCAGCUCGAUGAAGACCCUGUGACUAAGGAGAAGUAUUUCCGGAGAUACGCGCCGAGGAAAGGAGACAAGAUAUACAAAGAAUAUAAGAGGUUCUAUUACUACUCUGACGCCUAUAAACCUCUGAAAUUUGCGUGCGAGAGCAUAAUAGAAGAACACGAAGACGAAAUCUUCUCACUCAUCGCGCGGGGGGCACAGCACUUCGCUGACAAACUGUGCGGCGGGAAAUCAGAUCUGUGUGGAGCCUCGGCUAAUGACACUGAAUUCUAGAAGUGGUGUUUGACUCAUUCCAGGGAGAGAGCAAAGUCACAGCUCUGAAGGUCAAUGUCUGCAUGACUUUCAUGAUGAGGAAAUUUGUCUUGUUUAUACUAGGUUUGUCCCUGCAUGAAAUUAUUUUGAAGAUUAUUUAGCAUCAUGGCAAAUCCUGACUCUCUAGGUGAAGCCGAGGAGUCCACCAAACUUAUAUUUCCUUUGCAGAUUUGGACCCAACAGGCUUGGCAGUAAUACUUUAAAUUUGGCUGUGGGGGAAAAAAAGCAAAGCUUUUUCAUAGGAAAUUGGGAUUUUAAAAUUUACACUGUGUAUUUCAUAGCAAAGAUACAUAGACACAUACAAAUGUAUACCAAUGAUUUCUCAAAUACUUGACUGGCUACAAAUUUAGGGAAAUCUAUUAGAAGCAAUUUCAAAGUUAGUCCUCUGAAGGAUUCUAUAUAGUACUGAGGAAAAGAAUGCACUAAUUUUUAUCAGGAAUUAAAUGUAGAUUUCAAGUUUAAACUAUAGUUUAAAAACUUAAAUUUUAAAACUUCUUCUCCAAAACAGUGGGUAGGUGAAAAAUAAUGAGUAUUCUUUACAUUGAGUGAUACUUGAGUCCAAAUAAUUUGCAGGGUGGAUUUAUCAUGACCUUGUAUAUUAAAAGAUGACUGUAGUGACUGAGUUUUGUUCUGUUGCAAACCCUCCUGGGCUCUUUUCUCAAGAUUUUUGGCUAACAUUGAGCGUGUGGAUUUUACCACUGGGUAACGUAUCAUUCUUCUAAUGGGGGGGGGGGGGAUUUUGGCCAGUGUGGGGAAGGAAGGAGAGGGUGGUGUGGUACAUCGACUGUGUGGAUGCAGUGGAAAGUGCGGUGCUUUGGGAUAUUUAGCUGUCUCUGUUGAAUUUGCACUCAAUGGAAUUAAAUUCAACUUUAAUUAUUUGGUGUCUUAAGGUACUGGCUGUACUUGUUUAAAUAAAGAAAUUCUUCAAAAAAAAAAAAAAAAAGAUUCUCUUGGUUCCCAGUGAAAAUGGAGUGGGUAGCACCAUGCAAAUUCUAUAUCAAAAAGCUAAAAUUGUGGGUGCUAUUGUUAUACGAUUGCCUAGAAAAUACACUCUGUACCCCAUUCUCUUAAGCCUGGACCUAGUCUUGAAUUUAAGAACAAUUUCCAAAACCAAGGAGAUGGGAUGUCUAUUUUCUCUCCUCUCCCUGUCUUAUUAAAAAUCACAAUGGGUAAAUGACAUUUAUCUGGGAGUCUGAGAGUCGAUGUAGAUUUGUUUCUUGCCUGGUAGUUUUUCAGGACACCAGUAAUUAGUUGGAUGUUACAGACCCUACAGUCAUCUGUGAACCUGUAUGCCAGCUGAUACAGUAGAAAUAGGGAGUUAGGAGGACCCCACAACCUUUUCUCGCUGGGGAGUAGAGUUGUAAUUUAAACAUGGUCUCCAUUUGAGAUUAACUUUGAAGUAGUAAGGCAUGGACAUUUUCCUAACUUGGGCUUUCUGGGCAAAUGCACAAAGACUGACCGUGAUUUCUGGAAACACAAGUGACCGUCCUGGAAACCAGGUGGAGACUGUGGUACGGACAUUUCUACGAAAGCUGUAUUAGAAUUGUGGAAGGGUAACCCCCUCCUUUCUACCUCUUCAAGCACAGACAGAGUGAGUUCUAGCCCCGGGAGUUCAGGA
Molecule: messenger RNA, 2095 nt
Organism: Cavia porcellus (domestic guinea pig)
Lineage: Eukaryota; Metazoa; Chordata; Mammalia; Rodentia; Caviidae
Gene: Cnpy1
Product: canopy FGF signaling regulator 1
Exons: 4
Coding region: 1-438 (145 amino acids)
Cellular component (GO): endoplasmic reticulum
Source: RefSeq, a predicted model, not a curated record